Striga asiatica is the source of this 1215-nucleotide messenger RNA. NCBI's taxonomy places the organism in Eukaryota, Viridiplantae, Streptophyta, Magnoliopsida, Lamiales, Orobanchaceae. The record is from the annotation of a GenBank genome assembly.
AUGUCGAAAGGUUUUCGAUUCUCUCCUUCAGAAACCGAGAGAAUAACAUAUCUGCUGAACAAAGUCAUCGGUAGACCGAUGACGGAGGAGAAGUUCAUAGCCACGGACGACUUUUACGGCCCGAAAGAGCCCCGCGACAUUUUCGGAGACGCCGACCGCCGCGAAAAGGAGCGCUACUUCUUCACGAGGCUGAAGAAAACCGGAAAGAGAUUCUCGCGCAACGUGGGGAAAGGGGGGACUUGGUCCAACAAAGGCCAGGCCACCCCAAUUUUCGGUGACGACAAAGGCGUGAUCUUAGGCUACAGGAGAACUUUCAGGUACCGGCCGGCCAAGACUAACUCCUGCGAAGACGACGACUAUGUGUGGCUGAUGACGGAGUACGUUCUUCCCGACACCGCCUUGAAGUCCAACGCCAUUAAAGAAGAUUCCAAGAAUUAUGCUCUGUGUGUUCUCAAGCGAAAAUGGCAGGGGAAGGGCUCGACCAAUUGUUCGUGUUCUUCGUGUGUUGUUGUGUCGAUUCCUCCUGCCGAUUGUGUGGUUUUUGGAGAGUCGGGUUCGAAGGAGACGGUGGAUUGGGCCCACGAGCUGGAUCUUCUAUUGAGCAGUAGUAGUAGUUGUUUGCCGCCUUCGGUUGAUGGUGCGGUUUUCGGAGAAUCUGGCACUCACGAAGAGGAUUGGGUUCGUGAGUUGGAGGGGAGUAUUAUGAAUAAUCACGAUGAAGUUGAGAGUGUUGCUGCUAAUUGUUUGCCGCCUUUGGUCAAUGAUGUGGUUUUCGAAGAAUCGGGCACUCAAGAGGCGAACGACGAGGAUUGGGUUGGUGAGUUGGAGAAGAGUAUUAUGGAUAAUCAUGAUGACGUGGUUUUCGGAGAGUCGGGCAGUCAAGAGGCUGCUGACGAGGAUUGGGUUCGUGAGCUGGAGGAGAGUAUGGAUCACGAUGAUGGUGAGUGCCUCGAGAAGCCUAUUGAUGACGAGGAUUGGAUUCGCGAGCUCGAGGAGAGUAUGGAUCAGGAAGGCGAGCCUAUUAAUGACGAGAGUCGAUUUACGAACGAGUCGAAUCCUGUGGACGAAAGUUUCGAAAAGGAGCUGAUGGAUUUCUUUGACUUUGAGCUGCCGGCGGACGAGCCCUCUCUGUGGGACAAUCUACCUGACGAUGGCCGAUUUUUCUGGAAGGAAGACUGCUCCACCACUGAUGUGCCCAUGAUUGCUGCUAACUAA